Molecule: messenger RNA, 1774 nt
Organism: Gorilla gorilla gorilla (western lowland gorilla)
Lineage: Eukaryota; Metazoa; Chordata; Mammalia; Primates; Hominidae
Gene: GPR65
Product: G protein-coupled receptor 65
Exons: 2
Coding region: 548-1561 (337 amino acids)
Biological process (GO): G protein-coupled receptor signaling pathway
Cellular component (GO): membrane
Molecular function (GO): G protein-coupled receptor activity
Source: RefSeq, a predicted model, not a curated record
AGCAGUGUUGGUUUCUCUUCUUGACUUGAUGCAGGCACAGAUUUAUCAAGCUCCUCGGUCAACAAACACAUCACCGGAAGAAACAUGGAAGGAAAGGAAUUUUAAAAGGAAAUACCAAUCUCUGUGCAAACAAAGCCUUGUAUAUUCAUGUUUGCAUCAAUCUACUGUGAGAUUUAUGAAGAAAAACAAAUUGCGGACAACUCUCUAUGUACACUUACAAAUGCCUCAGUUGAUCCUUGUGGGCUGUUUGUCAGCGUUCUGUGAUAAUGAACACAUGGGCUUCUGUUUAUUAAAUUCAGUUGACCCCUUUAGCCAAUUGCCAGGAGCCUGGAUUUUUACUUCCAACUGCUGAUAUCUGUGUAAAAAUUGAUCUACAUCCACCCUUUAAAAGCAUUGAUGAAUUAAUUAGAACUUUAGACAACAAAGAAAAAUUGAAAAAGAAUUCUCAGUAAAAGAGAAUUCGAUGUUCAAAACAAACUACAAAGAGACAAGACUUUUCUGUUUACUUUCUAAGAACUAAUGUAAUUGCUACCUUAAAAAGGAAAAAAUGAACAGCACAUGUAUUGAAGAACAGCAUGACCUGGAUCACUAUUUGUUUCCCAUUGUUUACAUCUUUGUGAUUAUAGUCAGCAUUCCAGCCAAUAUUGGAUCUCUGUGUGUGUCUUUCCUGCAAGCAAAGAAGGAAAGUGAACUAGGAAUUUACCUCUUCAGUUUGUCACUGUCAGAUUUACUCUAUGCAUUAACUCUCCCUUUAUGGAUUGAUUAUACUUGGAAUAAAGACAACUGGACUUUCUCUCCUGCCUUGUGCAAAGGGAGUGCUUUUCUCAUGUACAUGAAUUUUUACAGCAGCACAGCAUUCCUCACCUGCAUUGCCGUUGAUCGGUAUUUGGCUGUUGUCUACCCUUUGAAGUUUUUUUUCCUAAGGACAAGAAGAUUUGCACUCAUGGUCAGCCUGUCCAUCUGGAUAUUGGAAACCAUCUUCAAUGCUGUCAUGUUGUGGGAAGAUGAAACAGUUGUUGAAUAUUGCGAUGCCGAAAAGUCUAAUUUUACUUUAUGCUAUGACAAAUACCCUUUAGAGAAAUGGCAAAUCAACCUCAACUUGUUCAGGACGUGUACAGGCUAUGCAAUACCUUUGGUCACCAUCCUGAUCUGCAACCGGAAAGUCUACCAAGCUGUGCGGCACAAUAAAGCCACGGAAAACAAGGAAAAGAAGAGAAUCAUAAAACUACUUGUCAGCAUCACAGUUACUUUUGUCUUAUGCUUUACUCCCUUUCAUGUGAUGUUGCUGAUUCGCUGCAUUUUAGAGCAUGCUGUGAACUUCGAAGACCACAGCAAGUCUGGGAAGCGAACUUACACAAUGUAUAGAAUCACGGUUGCAUUAACAAGUUUAAAUUGUGUUGCUGAUCCAAUUCUGUACUGUUUUGUAACCGAAACAGGAAGAUAUGAUAUGUGGAAUAUAUUAAAAUUCUGCACUGGGAGGUGUAAUACAUCACAAAGACAAAGAAAACGCAUACUUUCUGUGUCUACAAAAGAUACUAUGGAAUUAGAGGUCCUUGAGUAGAACCAAGGAUGUUUUGAAGGGAAGGGAAAUUUAAGUUAUGCAUUAUUAUAUCAUCAAGAUUACAUUUUGAAAAGGAAACCUAGCAUGUGAGGGGACUAAGUGUUCUCAGAGUGAUAUUUUAAUCCAGUCCAAUAAAAAUAUCUUAAAACUGCAUUGUACAGCUCCCUCCCUGCGUUUUAUUAAAUGAUGUAUAUUAAACAAAGAUCAAUAUUU